UCUUCCCAAGUCCCAACUAUCGCUUUCUUUUACUUGCACAUUUUCAAAACCCCGUCCUUGCAUAUUUAUAAGAAGCCCCUCCCUUCUUUAUCUCCCUUGUAACAAUCCAACACUCUUUUCUUUCUCUCUCUUUCAUACCUCUCCAACCAAGACCAAUUUGAAAACCUCUUCAAUCCAACAAACAAACGUUCUCCCUUUUGUUCUGAGAGAAUCAAUGGAUGGAAAAGGAGCAAGAAGUAGCAACACCCUUUUAAGUAGUGAGGACGAGAUGGACCUUCGAAGAGGCCCUUGGACCGUCGAUGAAGACCUCACUCUUAUCAAUUACGUUGCCACUCAUGGCGAAGGUCGCUGGAAUACCCUCGCCCUCUCUGCUGGGCUGAAACGAACGGGGAAGAGUUGCAGAUUGAGGUGGCUGAAUUAUCUGCGUCCUGAUGUUCGACGUGGAAACAUCACGCUUGAAGAACAACUUUUGAUUCUGGAGCUCCAUUCUCGCUGGGGAAACCGAUGGUCGAAAAUUGCUCAAUAUUUGCCUGGUAGAACCGACAAUGAGAUAAAGAACUAUUGGAGAACCCGUGUCCAAAAGCAUGCCAAGCAACUCAAAUGCGACGUGAAUAGCAAGCAAUUCAAGGACACCAUGCGUUACAUUUGGAUGCCAAGGCUCGUGGAACGCAUUCAAGCCACCGCUGCCGCCUCCGCCACCACAACCGUUACCGCUACCACCGCGACCAACAAUGCAUACACCUACGGAAGCAACCUUAAUAACAACAAAUUCGAGGUUCACGAUCACAAGGGCAAAAUGGGGUUAACCGAUCCUUCAGUUAUGAACAAUGACUUAGUGGGUUCACAUGUCACGCAAAGUUACACCCCUGAGAAUAGUAGCACCGGUGCGUCAUCAUCAGACUCGUUUGGGACUCAAGUCUCAGCAAUUUCUGAUUUGACUGAAUAUUACACUGUCACUGUUAGUGGUAACAAUAACAAUACUAAUUCUGCGGAUUAUUAUCAACCCUCUCAAAUUAGUUACUCGGAUAGUUGCAUCACAAGCCCAUCUGGGUUGUUCCCUCAAGGGCUAGAUUUUCAAUCCAUGGAUCCAAACACCCCGUGGAACAUGCAAAGUGGGGACUCCUCUGACAGUUUUUGGAACGUUGAAAGCAUGUUGUUCUUAGAGCAGCAACUCAUGAAUGACAACAUGUGAAAACAUUGGGAAUAGGAAAAUAAGACUUAGAUACGGUUCUUCUUAGUAUUGUGUUUUAAUUAAAGUUAAAGUUAACACAAGUUAUUGAAGUGAAACUUUAAUUUUAAUUGAAUAAUAAUACUGAAAACAAGAGUUGUAUUUAAGUUUUAUUCUUUUAUGAAUUAUGAAUUAGAUUGACAGAAGGGGUUGUUUGUGAAAUAUACAGGUGAAAGUAUAGAAAGUAGCAACAUUAAUAAAUCAUUCAUGUGUAGCACACACCUAGAUAUUUAGGAUCUAUGAUCAACAAAUAUCUGAAACGGUGGAUUAUUAUAAGGAUAAAGAGAAGGAUUUUUUUUUUCCA
Molecule: messenger RNA, 1532 nt
Organism: Glycine soja
Lineage: Eukaryota; Viridiplantae; Streptophyta; Magnoliopsida; Fabales; Fabaceae
Product: transcription factor MYB108-like
Exons: 3
Coding region: 215-1192 (325 amino acids)
Biological process (GO): regulation of DNA-templated transcription
Cellular component (GO): nucleus
Molecular function (GO): DNA-binding transcription factor activity; sequence-specific DNA binding
Source: RefSeq, a predicted model, not a curated record